Lasiodiplodia theobromae is the source of this 897-nucleotide messenger RNA. RefSeq names its product Enoyl-hydratase. Gene Ontology annotation, cellular component: mitochondrion. The record is from RefSeq and is a predicted model, not a curated record. Gene Ontology annotation, biological process: fatty acid beta-oxidation. Gene Ontology annotation, molecular function: enoyl-CoA hydratase activity. Bases 1 to 897 code for a protein of 298 amino acids. The transcript has a single exon. NCBI's taxonomy places the organism in Eukaryota, Fungi, Ascomycota, Dothideomycetes, Botryosphaeriales, Botryosphaeriaceae.
AUGGCAACCACACCACAAACAACACCCCCCACCCUCACCACCCCCCCGCCCCCCCAAACCUUCGCGCUCCUCACCUUCCCCACCCCUUCCAUCCUCCUCGUAACCUUCAACCGCCCCCGCACCCUCAACUGCAUCGACAGCACCGGCAACCACGAGCUAGACGCAUUGUUCACCUGGUACGACAGCGAACCCACUCUCCGGUGCUGCAUCGUCACCGGCGCCGGCCGCGCCUUCUGCGCCGGCGCGGAUCUCAAGGAAUGGAACGCGCGCAACGCCGCGCGCGCCGCCAAACAACCCUUCCCGUCCCCCUACAACACCAUGUUCCCGCCGUCGGGCUUCGCGGCGCUGAGCCGCCGCCACGGGAAGAAGCCGGUGGUGGGCGCGGUGAACGGGCUCGCGUUCGGCGGCGGGAUGGAGGUGGUGGCGAAUCUGGACUUGGUCGUGGCGGCGCGGUCGGCCGUGUUUAGCUUGCCCGAGGCGGAUAGGGGCGUGGUGGCGAUGGAGGGGAGUUUGCCGCGGUUGGCGCGGACGGUGGGGAGGCAGCGGGCGAUGGAGAUGGCGUUGACGGCGCGGAGGGUGGGGGCGGAGGAGGCGAGGGAGUGGGGGUUUGUGAACGAUGUGACGGAGGAUGGGGAAGUGGAUGCAGAUGUGAUGGAUAGGCCGGUGGUAAGGAAGGCGCUGGAGUAUGCGCAGGCGAUUUGCAGCAAGAGCCCCGAUAGCAUUAUUGUGAGUAGGGCGGGGGUGGUGAGCGGGUGGGAGGAGAGCAGUGCGGAGAAUGCGACGCGCAUCAUCAAGGAGAUUUGGGAGGCGAGGUUGAAUGAUGGGGAGAACUUAAGGGAGGGGAUCAGGGCGUUUGCGGAGAAGAGGCAGCCCAGGUGGUCGGAUAGCAGGUUGUAG